Brassica rapa (field mustard) is the source of this 3814-nucleotide messenger RNA. Its product is annotated as pentatricopeptide repeat-containing protein At1g02370, mitochondrial. NCBI's taxonomy places the organism in Eukaryota, Viridiplantae, Streptophyta, Magnoliopsida, Brassicales, Brassicaceae. The record is from RefSeq and is a predicted model, not a curated record. Gene Ontology annotation, cellular component: mitochondrion. Gene Ontology annotation, molecular function: protein binding.
GUUGAAAUCUUUAGACCCAAAAAUUCAAAAUUCGAAUAGAUCCGAACCGAACCCGAAUGGGUACCAAUACGCGGCCCAUCCUUAGGCCAAGUAGUCGGAUUGGAUCUCAAAGUUAUUGAACUUACUAAAAACCAUUAAAACUAUCAAAAUCUAUAAACCAGCCAUAUAAAUAAAAAAUAGUUUAUAUUUAUAAUGUUUUAUGUAUCAUAUUUAUUUAUAUUUUAAUUAUGUAUCAUAUUUUCUCACAUCACUUUUAAAUUUAUAUAUCUAGAAAUAUUGAACCAGAUUAUUGAAUCAUGUUUGACCUGAUCAAAACAUACUAAACCAUAAUCCAAAUAGAUAUCUGGUUCGGCUUCCGGUCUGGUUUUAAAACAUUGGUUUUGAUUGAUUAAACAUGAUUCUGAUGAUUUUUUUAUAUUUGCAUAAGGCAUACUAUUAUACUACUGCUAACAUAUAUUUGUAACUAUAUAUUUUGUGCAUGUACGUACUAACUUAUAAGAUUAGGUAAUGCAUUAUUUUGUUAUUACAUUCUAGACAUUUUUAAGAACUUUUAACUGCAUAAAAGUUAAUCGUAUGAACCAAAACUAAGAUGAUAAAAUGCCUUAAACGACAUGAUUAGGUAUGGAUAUGUGAAAGUUUGAGAAUUAGAAUGGCCGUUCGUUGCAUAAAAAAAUAUAGAUAUGCAUAUCGGAUUUAGUUUGGUUCUUAUAGGAUCAAUGUCUUUAGAAUUUUAGAGAUUUGGAUCCUAUAGGCACCUGCAAAUUUUUUAUUCAGUCUUGAAUCAGUUAUAUUGAUUUCAGAUUGGUUCAAAUUAAUUACAAAACCGUUUAAUACCUAUUUCUUUAAUACCUAUUUCUGUUGGUAUUGGUUCAUUCUGAAUAUUUAGUAUUAGAAUAUCCAAAAAUAUAAAAUUCAGUGUUUUACCCAAUAAAUGAAACUAUCUCUGAAUAUUUGAACCUAAUUUUUUUUUAAAAUAUUGAAAAUAUUAAUAUGUAUACAAUUUUGAGUUAUUUGCGUAUUACAUCAAGUUUCAGGCAAAUCUAAACCGAAAAUCAUAAGGCCUAACGAAAAUAUCCAACAACGUACAAAUUUGUUUUUUGGGUUGGUUCCAAGUUUUAUCAACGAAUCCGGAUAAACUAUCUAAACCGAGACAUAUCAUACUUAAUGCUUGUAUCGGAGGAUCUUAGAGAAAUUUUAAAACGACAUGAUUUUAUGUUUCGAUAAUUAUGUUAAAAUUGCUAAUUAGCCCGUACUUUUUCUAAUUCAGAAUAUGUGAUAUUUAAAGUUUUGCACAUCAAUUAAGAAAUUACUAAAUUUUAUUCAAGUAAUUUUGUUUGAAUAAAAACAACAAUAAUUAUAAGUAAUUCAACCAAUAAAAAUUAUAUUGCAUAUUAUAAAUGGUUACAAACAUCAAAUUACAUUUAGUUUAAACAGUAAAUUUGAAAACAUCACUUAAACUGAAAAAAACUUAAAACAUCUUUGAAAAAUGAAACAGGGGAAGUAUCUAACUACAAAUAAGGACUAGUGUAAUCUUUCUUUUUUUUUUUGAGAAAGAGGACUAGUGUAAUCCUAAAUCACAAUUUUUUUCCAAAAUGAAAAAAAAAUAUUGGGUUGGGCCGUUAAUGUGGGGUUAACUAUAGCUUAAUGCUUGUAAAUUUUUUUUUUUUUUUUUGCAAUUAAAUAUGAAUGCCUUUAGUCAAAAAAAAAAUAUAUAUUUCUUUAAGGAGAAUAUUUGUUAAUGUAGUAUAUUGUUUGAUAUACCAUCAAAGAUAAUGUUUGUCUGAUCUUUGACUCGUUCUACUUCCUAGUUUCCUUCCCGAGGCGGAUUUGGUUUUCAUAUACGUUCUUCUGCAUGCAUACGUGAGCUUUGAAUUACAAAAUGCACGCUGAACAACAAACAGUUUCUAACUACUGUAAACGACACCAAACCUUUUUCUUAUAGACUACAUGCCGUUUUUACUUAAAAACGGCAUAAAGUUUUGCCCUUAAAUCCUACUACCACUCAUCGGACCCCACUUUUCUCCUUACGUCAACAUCUCGAUAGCUUAGCGAAGAACAGCGGUUGAUCUUUCCGAAGAGUUAACUGUAAGAAAGAUGAACUUCCGCAAUCUGAUAGCCUCCGGCUCCCGCCUCGGGAAGAGGUUCUGCGCAACGGUCUUCUCUCCGGCGUCUUCCGCCGGCGUCGUCGAGUCCUCUGUUUCCGCUUCUCCGACGGCGGCGUCACGGCAGCGAGAGAUCUACAAGAAGCUCUCCAAGCUCAGCGUCACGGGAGGGACAGUGACGCAGACGCUGAAUCAGUUCAUCAUGGAAGGCACUCCCGUCAGAAAAGACGAUCUCUUUCGCUGCGCCAAAGACCUUCGCAAGUUCCGCCGCCAUCAACACGCCCUCGAGAUCUUUGAUUGGAUGGAGAUGAGGAAGAUGACGUUAUCAAUCGCCGACCACGCGAUUCGUUUGGAUCUGAUCGCAAAGACUAAAGGCUUAGAAGCUGCGGAGAGCUACUUCAACGGUUUAGAUCCUUCCACGAAGAGUCAUCAGUCUACUUACGGAGCGCUAAUGAACUGUUACUGCGUGGAGCUCAAGGAAGAGAAAGCAAAGUCUCAUUUCGAGAAAAUGGAUGAGCUUAACUUCGUUAACAAUACGCUGCCGUUUAACAACAUGAUGUCAAUGUACAUGCGGUUAGGCCAGCCAGAGAAGGUACCUGUGCUUGUUGAUGAGAUGAAAAAGAGGGAGAUAUCUCCUUGUGGGAUCACUUACUCUAUAUGGAUGCAGAGCUGCGGAAGCUUAAACGACUUAGAAGGGUUAGAGAAGGUUAUUGAUGAGAUGAACAAAGACAGUGAAGCUAAAACCACUUGGAACACUUUCUCUAGCUUAGCUGGGAUCUACACCAAAGCUGGUCUUCACGAGAAGGCGGAGUCAGCUCUGAGAACCAUGGAGGAGAAGAUGAAUCCUAACAACCGAGACGCGCACCAUUUUCUCAUCAGCUUGUACGCCGGAAUCUCGAAGGCUUCCGAGGUUGAGCGAGUUUGGGAGUCGCUGAAGAAGGCUCGUCCUGAGGUCAACAACAUUAGCUACUUAGUCAUGUUGCAAGCUCUGAGUAAGCUAGGUGAUAUAGAUGGGGUUAAGAGGGUCUUCACUGAGUGGGAAUCCAAAUGCUAUGCUUACGAUAUGAGGCUGGGGAAUAUAGCAAUCAACGCGUAUCUCAAAGGAGGUAUGUAUCGAGAAGCGGAGAUGAUUAUGGAGGGAGCGUUGAAGAAGUGCAAAGGGCCUUUUUCGAAGUCGAGACAGCUUCUGAUGGUUCAUCUGUUGGAGAAGGGUGAAGCUGGUUUGGCUAUGAAGCAUUUGGAAGCAGCAGCUUCUGAUUUGGUAGAGAAUAGAGAUGAUGAGUGGAGCUGGAGCUCGGAGCUAGUGAGCUUGUUUUUCCUUCACUUUGAGAAAGCUAAAGAUGUGGAAGGAGCGGAGGAGUUGUGCAGGAUCUUGUCCAAGUGGAGACCUCUUGACUCUGAAACAGUGACUUUUCUUAUAAAGACUUAUGCAGCAGCUGAGAAGACUUGUCCGGACAUGCGUGAGAGAUUGUUCCGAGAGCAGAUUGAAGUAAGCGAGGAGAUGCAAGACUUGCUUGAAACUGUUUGUCCUCAAAAUUAAGUAAUUUAGUCAUACUCAAAAGUGUCAAGUCUCUUUUUUAUGAGUUUAAGCUUCUUGUCAACCAAUAGAUUGUGUUUUGUUUAAUCCAAAUCCAACAACAACCUAUUUGCUAAUUGUGGACUGUUAUUGUUAUUAGUGACACCAACAAAGACUGGCAAAAUUUAUAUUUUUA